Anopheles nili is the source of this 869-nucleotide messenger RNA. It is a transcript of the gene Pcmt, whose product is annotated as protein-L-isoaspartate(D-aspartate) O-methyltransferase. The record is from RefSeq and is a predicted model, not a curated record. NCBI's taxonomy places the organism in Eukaryota, Metazoa, Arthropoda, Insecta, Diptera, Culicidae. Gene Ontology annotation, molecular function: protein-L-isoaspartate (D-aspartate) O-methyltransferase activity. The coding region runs from base 75 to 758 and encodes 227 amino acids. The transcript is spliced from 5 exons. Gene Ontology annotation, biological process: protein modification process. Gene Ontology annotation, cellular component: cytoplasm.
UUCGCAACAAACUUUGACAUUGUAAAUACAUAAUCCAUUUGUGGCUUGAAAGUGACGAGCAGCGGAAGAAAAAUAUGGCUUGGAGAUCGAAAGGUUUAAACAAUGCCGAUCUCAUUAGGCAACUUCAGGAGUAUAACAUCAUCAAGACGGAGGCUGUGGCGAGUGCUAUGCUUGCUACGGAUCGCAAGCAUUAUGUGCCAGAGAACUUACAUCCUUACACCGACACUCCCCAACGGAUUGGACAUGGUGCCACAAUUAGUGCACCUCACAUGCAUGCCCACGCGCUGGAGCUUCUGAAAACGUACCUUAAACCGAAUAGCAGUGUGCUGGAUGUUGGUUCCGGAUCGGGUUAUCUAACCGCUUGCUUUGCACGGCUUAUUCACCAAGAUCCGGCAGCCAACGGGAUCGUCGUGGGUAUUGAGCAUCACCCACGGUUGGUGGAGCUCGGCCGCAAAAACAUCGGCACGGACGAUCAAUCAUUAAUUGACUCUGGUAAAAUCAUUCUCAUCGAGGGUGAUGGCAGACAAGGGUGUAAGGAUCACGCACCCUACGAUUGCAUCCACGUUGGAGCAGCUGCCCCAGAAACUCCGCAAGAGCUGAUCAACCAGCUUAAGCCUGGCGGCCGGAUGAUCGUCCCGGUCGGUCCCGACGGUGGCACGCAGUAUUUGGAGCAAAUAGACAAGGCCAUGGACGGGCAGGUGACCAACACCAAGCUGAUGGGCGUGAUGUACGUCCCGCUGACGGAUCUUCAGAAAUGAUGCAGCGUUACGCAGCUGUGCUAUGUGAUGUCGAGAUUGGUGGCCCUAUUUAUAUUGCUUUUCCUCUGUUACACUAUCAUGAAGGCGUACUUUUAGUUAAUGCAAUGAGAC